AUGACACAAACAGAACAGGACGCAACGAAACAGUUUGACUUGAAAUACGGAAGCAGACUCACCAAGACAGGUACGACGAUCGUUGGUGUCAAAUACAAGACAGGAGUAGUACUCUGUGCAGACACUCGUUCAACAAAUGGCCCAAUUGUGGCUGACAAAAAUUGUAGGAAAAUCCACUACAUUUCUGAGAAAAUAAUGUGUUGUGGUGCUGGAACAUCAGCAGAUACGGGUCGUGUUACUAGAAUGGCAUUCAAAGAACUCUCGUUAUUCAAACACAAGUAUUUGAAGCAGCCUUAUGUCACACAUGCAAAAAGAUUAAUAGAAGACUACCUGCUACGAUACGGUGGUCACAUUGUCGCUGCUCUUGUAUUGGGUGGAAUCGAUGAUACAAAUGGUCCAAUGUUGAUUUCCAUUUCACCAGAUGGCAAUUCCAGUGAUUUGGAUUAUGCUACAAUGGGAUCAGGUUCAUUUGCUGCUACAGGAGUACUUGAAUUGAAUUACAAGAAGAAUAUGAGUGUUGAAGAAGCCACUGAAUUGGGCAAAAAUGCCAUUAAAGCAGGAAUCUUGAAUGAUCUCUACUCUGGAUCAAACGUAGACGUCUUCAUCAUUGAUGAAAAGUACACCAAAGAUUACAAGAGCUAUGAAGUAGUUGCAAAGAAACUAAACAACAUGGACAUCACCUACCCAAAAGACUCGAUCAAAAUCACGAAAGAGGAAGUAUUCAAGUACAUUGAAGAGGUUUGA
Molecule: messenger RNA, 744 nt
Organism: Enterospora canceri
Lineage: Eukaryota; Fungi; Microsporidia; Enterocytozoonidae
Source: the annotation of a GenBank genome assembly